GUCGACAUCCGCGCUUGGUGCCUUGGCCCACGGGAGACAGGGAGUCUGGCGGGUCACUCUGGCUUCCAGGCCGCGAGUACCGGAGCCGACCCCCACAACCCGCACCCUCUGUGUGCGCGGUCCCGGGGCAGGGGCGGGCCCUGAAUCCCCGGUGCCGGGGGCGCGUCACGGGCGCCCGCUCCUGAUUGGAGGUCCCCGCGGUCCGACCAGGCGCACAGGGGGGUUUGGCAUCGCCAGAGGCCGGAACCGAGUAACGGGACUCGGGGUGGCGGGAGGCAGUCGGAGAGCCCAAGGGCUGGCGUCGGUGUCAAGCCCAAAGCCCACGCUGGGAGCCCGGCCUUGACGCGCCAUGCCCUACGUGCUCAUCAGCACCCAGAUCCGCAUGGAGGUGGGCCCCACCUUAGUGGGCGAUGAACACUCAGAUCCAGAGCUGAUGCAGCAUCUGGGGGCCGCAAGAAGGCACGUCCUGGGAAACAACUUCCAGGAGUACUACGUGGAUGACCCCCCUCGGAUAGUCCUGGACAAGCUGGAACGCAGGGGCUUCCGCGUGCUGAGCAUGACCGGUGUGGGCCAGACACUGGUGUGGUGCCUGCACAAGGAGUGACUCAAACUGAGGAGCACACAGGGCACCCCUUUUUUGGUUGCCAGGGGCCCCAAUCCCAACCCCCACCUCACUCACAGCCCUGCCCCUCCCUUCCCAAAUCGCCAGUUUUCCUGGCCCCAGCAUCACUGAGCAGUGAAUGGCCUACUUUGAAACCCGCCUCAUCAAGGGGCAGGGGGAGCAGCCCCUCCACCUUCUGGUCUGGCUUGAGGGCUCUGGAGGGUGGGCUGAGGCGCUGGCGAGAGCUAGGCUGUCCUUGGCCAGGAGCAAUGGCCCCAGGACUGUGUAGCUAGUUCAAGCCAAUAAAGGGCCAUAAGUGUUGA
This is a messenger RNA of Artibeus jamaicensis (Jamaican fruit-eating bat), 924 nucleotides long. It is a transcript of the gene GCHFR, whose product is annotated as GTP cyclohydrolase I feedback regulator. Bases 350 to 604 code for a protein of 84 amino acids. Gene Ontology annotation, biological process: negative regulation of biosynthetic process. Gene Ontology annotation, molecular function: GTP cyclohydrolase binding. Gene Ontology annotation, cellular component: nucleus; cytoplasm. The transcript has 3 exons. The record is from RefSeq and is a predicted model, not a curated record. Lineage: Eukaryota; Metazoa; Chordata; Mammalia; Chiroptera; Phyllostomidae.